Cheilinus undulatus (humphead wrasse) is the source of this 4327-nucleotide messenger RNA. RefSeq names its product ubiquitin specific peptidase 4 (proto-oncogene) (gene usp4). The record is from RefSeq and is a predicted model, not a curated record. The coding region runs from base 99 to 3113 and encodes 1004 amino acids. Gene Ontology annotation, molecular function: cysteine-type deubiquitinase activity. Lineage: Eukaryota; Metazoa; Chordata; Actinopteri; Labriformes; Labridae. The transcript is spliced from 22 exons. Gene Ontology annotation, biological process: protein deubiquitination.
CAGCAGACAGGAAGAACGACUCCCGUGAACAGCCCUCUGAUACGCGUUCAAGCGCGGCUCUUCAAUCCGCGCGUUCACGAUACCGGUACACUCGCUGCAUGAUGGCCGAGGGAGGCGGACCCGAGUCGGGCGGCGCGGCAGACUCCGACUCGGAGCCGGUAGCCGCUCAAAUGCCAACCCCUUCAACAGAAAGUCAAAAACAGGCUAUUGGGUCUCUUUUGAAAACAACUUUAAGAAAGGGUGACGAAUGGUAUCUAAUAGACAGCCGAUGGUUCAAACAAUGGAAGAAGUAUGUUGGGUUUGACAGCUGGGACAUGUACAAUGUUGGAGAACGUAGCCUCUAUCCAGGACCAAUUGAUAACUCUGGACUGUUUUCAGACCAGGAGACUCAGGCCCUGAAAGAGCACCUUAUAGAUGAGCUUGACUAUGUCCUUGUACCCACUGAGGCAUGGAAUAAGCUUGUCAGCUGGUAUGGCUGUCUUGAUGGCCAGAGACCCAUUGUUCGUAAGGUUGUUGAACACGGCAUGUUUGUCAAGCACUGUAAGGUGGAGGUCUAUUUGCUGGAGCUUAACUUGUGUGAGAAUGACAACAUGGACAAGGUGAUCACACGCCAUUUUAGUAAAGCUGAUACUAUAGACACAAUAGAGAAGGAGAUGAGGACGCUGUUCAAUAUCCCAUCAGAGAAGGAGACACGGCUUUGGAACAAAUACAUGAGCAACACCUACGAGCAGCUGAACAAGCCAGACAGCACAGUACAGGAUGCUGGUCUCUUCCAGGGGCAGGUGCUUGUGAUCGAGCGGAAGAAUGAGGAUGGCACGUGGCCCAGACAAGCCUCUCAUCCCAAAUCCAGUACAACCCCAUCAAGGAACUUCACUACCUCCCCAAAACUCUCCUCCAACUCCACAGCCAGUAUCUCCUCCACAGUAACCAACGGAGACAGCAGCCCUGGCUACACACUUAACAACAGCACCACCUCUGUCAACAGAUUGGGAGGCUAUAAUUCAUACAGCUCCUCCUACAACUACAGAGAGUCCCAGUCACAGCCUGGACUAUGUGGUCUCAGUAACUUGGGAAACACAUGCUUCAUGAACUCUGCCCUCCAGUGCCUGAGCAACGCAUCCCCACUUACAGAGUACUUCCUAGAAGACCAAUAUGAGGCAGAGAUAAACCGAGAGAAUCCUCUGGGAAUGAGGGGAGAGAUCGCAGAGGCUUAUGCUGAUCUAGUAAAGCAGAUGUGGCUGAGCCGCAGCAGCUAUGUGGCUCCACGCACCUUCAAAACCCAGGUGGGGCGCUUUGCCCCCCAGUUUUCAGGUUACCAGCAGCAGGACUCACAGGAGCUGUUGGCCUUUCUGCUGGACGGACUCCAUGAAGACUUGAACCGCGUCAAGAAGAAGCCUUAUCUGGCCCUAAGGGAUGCAGAGGGCCGACCAGAUGAGAUUGUUGCCAAGGAAGCUUGGACAAACCACCGCUUGCGCAACGAUUCAAUCAUAGUGGAUAUUUUCCACGGCCUCUUCAAAUCCACUUUGGUGUGCCCAGAGUGCUCCAAGGUGUCUGUAACAUUUGACCCAUUCUGCUACCUCACACUGCCUCUGCCCAUGAAGAAGGACCGAACGAUGGAGGUUUUUCUGGUGCGAUCAGACCCUCAGUCCCGACCCACACAGUAUCGAGUUGUGGUCCCUAAACUCGGUACAGUGUCAGAUCUGUGCAGCGCCUUGUCUAAACUCUGUGGUUUCCCUCCUGAAAAUAUGGUGGUGGCUGACGUUUACAAUCAUAGGUUCCAUAAAAUUUACAGACGAGAUGAUGGCCUCAACCAAAUCAUGGAAAAAGAUGACAUCUUUGUGUAUGAGGUACAGGAAGAGGACAGUGAGAGGAUGAACCUGCCUGUGUACUUCAGGGAGCGCCACUCCAAGCAUGCAGGAAGCUCUGCCAGCACAAUGCUGUUUGGUCAGCCUUUACUUAUCACCGUGCCCCGACAUAACCUAAUCGCAGACGUUCUUUACGACAAAAUCUUUGAGAGGAUCGGACGCUAUGUAAAGCAGUCUCACAGCCCUAACAGUGAAAGCAGGUCUUCAGCCUCAGCCACCUUCACCAGUUGCAGCCAGGCUCCUGAAUGUUCCACAUCGUCCAGCUUGGGAGGCUGUGGUAGCCCCCUGUCAGAUGGGGCGUCCUGCAGUGCCAGCUCCAGCAAUGGCAGCAACCACUCAGGGACCUGCAAUGAAACUAAUGGGCUUUAUGAUGGUGAGGAGGAGGCUAUGGACCACCAGGUGAGUCCAGAUCCAGAGAACGGCCAGUCUGAAGAGGAGGAAGAGGACACCUCUGACUUGGAAAAUGGGUCAAAAGGAGUUUCAGCCAAGCAGUGCUCUUCGUCAGCCAAACUCUUCACCUUUAGCAUAGUGAACUCAUAUGGAACAGCCAACAUCAGCCCGCUGCCUUGUGACGGAAAUGUCCUCAAACUCAAUCCACAUUCCACAGUGGCCAUCGACUGGGACACAGAGUCAAAGAAACUGUGUUAUGAUGAGCAGGAAGCUGAGGCCUAUGAAAAGCAUGAGAGCAUGCUUCAGCCCCAGAAAAAGAAGGCCACCGUGGCUCUGAGGGAAUGCAUUGAGCUCUUCACAACCAUGGAGACACUUGGAGAACAUGAUCCAUGGUAUUGUCCAACAUGUAAGAAACACCAACAAGCCACAAAAAAGUUUGACUUGUGGUCGCUGCCUCGCAUUCUUGUAGUUCACCUGAAGCGUUUCUCCUACAACCGGUGUUGGAGGGACAAGCUGGACACGGUGGUGGACUUCCCCAUCAGGGAUCUAAACAUGUCCGAGUUUGUAUGUGACCCUAAGGCCGGCCCUUACACGUAUGACCUCAUCGCCGUGUCAAACCACUAUGGAGGAAUGGGAGGGGGUCACUACACAGCUUAUGGCAAGAAUAAGGUGGAUGGAAAGUGGUAUUACUUUGAUGAUAGCAGCGUUUCCUCUGCCACAGAAGACCAGAUUGUGACUAAAGCAGCCUACGUGCUGUUCUAUCAGCGCAGAGACGAGGAAACCCCCUCCAAACCUCAGCCUUCGGCCUCGCUGGGAGGAGCCCCAGAAACAGCCGAAGACCAAAUGGACACAAACUGAAGAGCCCUAAUGAGACGGGACACGCACUGAAACACCCACGGCAAAUAGAGACACUUUGACGCACACACAAAGCUACUUUAGAAACAGAGGACUCCACAUGGACUCAUCAUCAAUAACCCUCCCCUCCCUGUGUUUUGAUUUGAUUUCUGUCUCGUACAUUGUCAAAUAGAGCCAACAGCCUUGUCAGGAGUCUAACCAGAGGCACUUUCUCUCUGCAGUGGGUGCUCUUCUGAUUCAUAGUUUACUAGAAUGGAACUCAGAGGAGUUUAAAUGCAUAAAGAUCCUCUCACUGGAUAAACAGAAUGUUAGAAGUGCCCUCAAAUGCGUAGGUAAACAAAUGUUUCUGUUGCCCCUAACAACAGUCAGAAAUAUUUAAAAAGCCAAAUGAAAAUGUUUUUUCAACCAAAGCAUACCAAGGUGUUCAUGGUUAAAUGAACCAGCUUUUUAGUUUUCUCUUUCUGCAGGAUUCUGGCAUUGUGCCUAGAUUUCUCUGAUAAUCUUGCUGUGUUGAUAGCAGACUUUAUCAGUGUGAUGCGCACACAAAACAUCACUAAAUGUGCUUGUUGAAAGAAUCCAUCUCCCCUCCUCCAUCUGCGCAGAGUGAACCACUGAUGGGGAUCUUGUUGCUGCUGAACUGCUGUGGCAGCUGUUCUACUGGCUUGCCAGGUUCUGUGUUCGGUUUAAACCAUAAAGCGGGUGGUGUCUUGUUUUACAACAUUUUAAGAUCUGCGUUUCGACAUCAGUUUUGGCAGAAGCAGUGUAACCUUGUUCCUGGUCUGCCAUCUUUUUUUCUCUCCAUGGCACACAGUUAGGUGUAAAGUUGCAAGAGAAAUCUCACCCCACUAACAAUUUUAUUUUCCUUUUUUUUGUAAUCACAAUGCAAACGCGGCCUUUUAAUUCCUGCGACCUGACAAAAAAGGAGGCACUUUGAAUUCUCCAUGAGUACAUUAUCUACCUGCUUCUUGGGUAUCUAGCCAUGACAGAAUUGUAUGGUUUGGCCUUAGCAUAAAGAGUUAUGGUCUGUCAUACACUUCCAGAUCAUUUUUAAUGUGUCUUAUAAGAAUUUUUGAUUGCUGCCUGAUUGGACCCCAAGCUCACAUGCAAUGGCUUGUCCUUAGUCUUGUACAUUACUGCAGCUCUGUAUUGAAAUGGCUCUGUUAUUUGAUAUCUUCAAAGCACACUGAGUGACGCAUAAUAAACUAGUAUAAAAGUGG